AACCGAAGGAAUCGAAAGCGACAGAGCAAGCGGAACACUUCGAUCUCUACCGCGGAGCCAGAAACACCCAUCCCUCCCUCCGAUCGAAUCAUCUCAUCUCUUCCCAAACGUGGUCGUGCUGCUGCUCCUGCUGGUUCUUCCGGUCGACCAAUUCGAAGUUUGCCAAAACGGUUCAAAGAGCCUUCACCCUCUCCCUCACCGAGUAUUUCGUCCCUUUCCACCAUUGAUUCCAUUGCUCCAUCUGGAGGAUUCAAUUCUGCUCUUGAGCAAUCUUCCGAGCCACCGACCAUCUCGUUCGAGGGUUCAUCGGUCUUCGACCCGGCUACUGCCUAUCACCCACUAGCUGGUCUGGAGCAGACCCUUAUGCCAUUUGACCUGGACGUCCCCCUGGAUCAAGCCUUGCUGCAGGGCCUUGAAGGGAUGCAGUUCCCGGCAUUCGACCCUGCGGAGCUUGGCGACAUGUUGCAGCAAGCGCUUGACGACCCGACUCUCUUGUCCAGCCCUACGUUCACCUCCCCCUCUACCACUUCUCCUGUACCGGAUGAAGCUACCAAGGAGGCGAUUGACAAUAUGACUGGACCUGAGCUCUGCGCCAUGCUUGAAGGAUGGCUAUCUCAAUCCCACAUCACUUCCAAUUCGACUCCCGAAGUCGAGGACAUGACUCAGCCGGUCCAUGGUCUCGCUGAUGUCGAUAUCGACUCGUCAUUCGAGCAGUCCAUGCCUAGGUCCAUCUGGUCUGGCUCGUCUACACCUGAGAAGCAUCAGAAUCAACCACCAUUUGAGAUGAUACCAUCGCCAUACCCUGAGAUGACGAUUUACCCCAACAUUAUGCCUCAGCAGAACAUCCAAUAUCACCAGUACGCUCAGCCCCUUCCACCGGUUCCUGUACAUCAAGCUUGGAUACCCAAUGUUUUGCCUUUCGACAGCGGUGAAGCGUACUACUCUGGAGGAGGAUACAUGAUGGAUGGUCAGGGAUACAGCCAGCCUCGGGUCAUGGAUCAGAACGUGAUAUUGAGUCAGGGCUAGCGUCGCUUGGCGGGAGGUAUGCGUCUCAUUAGACAGAGUAGUGGUAGCUGGAAGCGCGGAGGAGCUGCACUGUUUAUACCCUCUUGCUUCGUGUCGUUUCGUCUUGGUCUCCUUGUAUAUCCCAUAAUAAAUACCGCUGGACAUAGUUCGGCAUGAGCUUGUCCCAGCCAUCUGCCUGCAUGUAACGAAUGGCUAUUGCUGCCGUCUGCG
This is a messenger RNA of Kockovaella imperatae, 1236 nucleotides long. RefSeq lists its product as hypothetical. The transcript has a single exon. The record is from RefSeq and is a predicted model, not a curated record. Lineage: Eukaryota; Fungi; Basidiomycota; Tremellomycetes; Tremellales; Cuniculitremaceae. The coding region runs from base 364 to 1026 and encodes 220 amino acids.